AUGGUGGGGAAGAUGGAAAGCCAGGACGAGGGCAAGCCAGGACGAGGGCAAGCCAGGACGAGGGCAAGCCAGGACGAGGGCAAGCCAGGACGAGGGCAGGCCAGGACGAGGGCAAGCCAGGACGAGGGCAGGCCAGGACGAGGGAAAGCCAGGACGAACCCCACAAUGGCCAAUCAGGCCCACCAGCUGCUGUAUCUGGCCAAGAACGGACCCACCGUUAUCCGCCCCUCAAUCUCCGACAUGCAGAGUUCCCAGCUCCAACGUUCAAACCCAACGACUUCAAUUGAAUCAAUCAUUUCCCCCGAUCUUUACCCAGUCGCUGCUCCAAUAAAAAAAAUUUCAACCCGAUUACUUUCUGGCGAAGAGCGUCAGAAGGCGCUGGUCGGUAUAUAG
Messenger RNA from Penicillium concentricum, 393 nucleotides. RefSeq lists its product as uncharacterized. The record is from RefSeq and is a predicted model, not a curated record. The coding region runs from base 1 to 393 and encodes 130 amino acids. Lineage: Eukaryota; Fungi; Ascomycota; Eurotiomycetes; Eurotiales; Aspergillaceae. The transcript has 2 exons.